CUCCUUUACGCUGCAUUUUGUUUCUUGUGUCGUUGUUUGAAGGUUGUUUGGCAAGUAUGUCUGGUCGUGGGAAAGGCGGGAAAGGUUUGGGAAAGGGAGGCGCCAAGAGGCAUCGCAAGGUGCUUCGUGACAACAUCCAGGGCAUCACGAAGCCUGCAAUCCGCCGCCUGGCUCGCCGUGGCGGAGUCAAGCGCAUUUCGGGCUUGAUCUACGAGGAGACCCGCGGCGUCUUGAAGGUCUUUCUGGAAAAUGUCAUCCGCGACGCUGUGACUUACACCGAGCAUGCCAAGAGGAAGACUGUGACUGCCAUGGAUGUCGUGUACGCUCUGAAGCGCCAGGGUCGUACUCUGUACGGCUUUGGUGGUUAAUUCUAAAUAUCAAGGCUGCAUCUUAAAGCCAAAGGCCCUUUUAAGGGCCGCCCACCUUUUCAUGAAAAGAGAUUACUUUCGCUUAUUAUUUUUUUUAUGGGUAUACUUAAUUCAAAACUUUAUAGACAGUGGUUUUUGUUACCAGUAAUCUGGGCCGCACUUGCAGAAUAUUUACUAUUUGUAUAACAAUAAGUAUUUUGGUAGUAAGUCUACAUAUUCCAGAAAUAUUUUGUGUGUGGUAUACUAUA
Molecule: messenger RNA, 616 nt
Organism: Podarcis muralis (Common wall lizard)
Lineage: Eukaryota; Metazoa; Chordata; Lepidosauria; Squamata; Lacertidae
Source: RefSeq, a predicted model, not a curated record